AUGGUGUAUACGUGCAACUACACUUCGUCAUGGUGGGAGACCACCACCACUAUCAGCAUCGACGGCGGGGAUACUCUCGAUCUUCGAUUUUCAAGGUCGCGCUUCAACUUGACCGCUUGCACCUUACUCGUUACAUCAUUGCUGCUGGAAAACGAUAUGGGAGAACAGCAUGGAGAGGAGCGCGGAGACGCCUCGUCGCGUCGCGGAAACGGCAGAGUCCUUCGGAGUGCCAAGUCACGCGCAUUGAAAGCAAAAGAUGUGUAUCACGGGUGUUUCAUCCGGAUAAUUAACGUAUGCCGUACUUGGAGACGCUUACGCGAGAAUGUAACGAUGUCGGUACAUUUGAAAGAUAAUUACAUUGGUCUUUUUGUAGGACCUCGAUCUUGA
Atta colombica is the source of this 387-nucleotide messenger RNA. RefSeq lists its product as uncharacterized. Lineage: Eukaryota; Metazoa; Arthropoda; Insecta; Hymenoptera; Formicidae. The record is from RefSeq and is a predicted model, not a curated record. The transcript has a single exon. Bases 1 to 387 code for a protein of 128 amino acids.